GAUAUAUGAUAAGGUUAUCAAUUGUUUUAAAUGGGUCUCACCAUAUGAUUUUCAUCUAACUCUGACAGAGUGUCCAACCACAGGAAAAUGGGAGAGGAGAUUCCUAAGACGAUCUGGGAUGUCCCGACACCCGCCUUUCUGGUUGACCUCGACAUUGUGAAGAAAAACUGUGACAACAUGAUCGAAAAGUGUAAGAAGAUGGGAGUUACGUUGAGGCCUCACAUGAAAACACAUAAAACGCUUGAAGGUGCUUUGCUGAUGACGGGGGGAACCAAGCGAUGCAUUGUCGUAUCAACACUCCAGGAAGCAGAGUUUUAUGCAGAGAAUGGAUUUGAAGACAUCUUGCUUGGAGUCAUCUUCAUUGAAAAUAAACUAAAAAGAUGCCAAGCAUUAGCCAACAAAUUGGAAGAAUUCCAUCUGAUGAUCGACAGUCCCCAGAAUUUAGAAUGCCUGGAGAGGAAUCCCUUAGAAGGUGGAAAAAAUUGGUCAGUCUUUCUGAAGAUUGAUUGUGGUUAUAAGCGUUGUGGCAUGCCAUGGGAUAGCCCAGAAACCAUCAAAUUUGCCGAACAAAUAUCACAAUCGCCUGCAGUCAAAUUGAAAGGAUUGUAUACACAUUGUGGGGCCACCUAUGAUUCUGCGUCUGCAGAGGAGAUUAAAGAGAAGAGUAACAUGUUUGCCGAGAGGAUGGCAUCUGUGUCCAAUGCGUUGAAGGCUAAAGGCAUCGAGUUCUCUGCAUUUGGUAUUGGAUCCACGCCCACUGCCUCACAGACUGGGGACAAGGUUGCAAGUCUUAUCAAUGAGAUGCAUCCUGGGAAUUAUAUUUUCAAAGAUAUGGAGCAAGUUUUGAUUGGAGGGUCAACCAUUGAUGAGAUCGCCUGUCGUCUGGCCACCCGUGUGAUUGGUCACUAUCCCCAUGACCAGAGGAUGUGUACUGACUGUGGCUUCACCGCUCUGACUCGCCAGGGCGAGAACUCCAUGCCAGGAGGUUUUGUGCACAUUCAGGGAGAGCCCAACUUAAAGUUCACCGACAUGAGCCAAGAAGUUGGUUACGUACAUCCAAUAGAGGGCUCUAUCGACUAUGAGAAAUACCCAAUCAACAGCUUGCUGUUCUUUCAUCCUUACCAUUCAUGUGCCACUGCCUGUUGUCAUCGUGUCUAUUACGUUCACUCGGGUGAGAAGAUUGUCGACAUCUGGAAGCCAGUGGCGGGAUGGUAGAUUGAAGGGAAUGAUAACUGAGGACCAUUUUAACACCUGCUGACCACCUGAUAUAGCAUUGCGCCAGCUUACAUAUCAGACAGUUGGUCAGGAAUUAGCUUUGAUUGUUAAUUGACACUAGUCUACAUGGAUGUUGGCAAUUGAUGUAUAGUACCCCCAGGUAUAUGGCACGGCUUAACCCGCCGGCCAUAAGGGAAUUCCUUUAUGGCCCAGUGGUUGGCGCGUUGGCCCCAGAGUGGAAGUUAAGCAACGUUGAGCGCGGUCAACCUUUGGAUCGGUGACCGGCGCGUACAAUACAUCUGGCAGACCUUCCCACGCGAUGCGAGCUCUGGAUUUGUAUUUCGGUACUGAGACGCAUGAAGCACUAAGUAGGAUCGCGGACGAUCCAUCUCUGUCCGAAGGGGGGAAUGAUGUAUAGUACCCCCAGGUAUAUGGCACGGCUUAACCCGCCGGCCAUAAGGGAAUUCCUUUAUGGCCCAGUGGUUGGCGCGUUGGCCCCAGAGUGGAAGUUAAGCAACGUUGAGCGCGGUCAACCUUUGGAUCGGUGGCCGGCGCGUACAAUACAGCAAUCGGCCUACUUUUUCAAACUACAUGUAGUCUGUGAUACCUGAUGGGAACAAAUAUGCGGCUAAAUUUACUUCGAAAUAAAAUUG
Molecule: messenger RNA, 1868 nt
Organism: Lineus longissimus
Lineage: Eukaryota; Metazoa; Nemertea; Pilidiophora; Heteronemertea; Lineidae
Product: D-serine dehydratase-like
Exons: 9
Coding region: 88-1215 (375 amino acids)
Biological process (GO): D-serine catabolic process
Molecular function (GO): D-serine ammonia-lyase activity
Source: RefSeq, a predicted model, not a curated record